CUUGUGAGGCGUUUCUUCAUGUAGUUGGCACAGUGUUGGGAGUAACUGGUUACAUGUUAGUAAAUUACUUAAUUUACUGAGAGUAAAUGUGUAGUUAAAUUACAGUUACUUGUGAAAAUGUUAAGGAUUAGAAAGGGGGUUGCAUCUUAUUUUUUUCACACAGACAGAUUUGAUUGAGAGACUGCUCUUAUUUAUGAGGCAGCAGAGUUUCAGGAGUAACCUUCCCAGCUCUGUCCCUCUCUGUAGUUCAUCAGGAUGCUCUCUCAAAGCCACAGAGUGCACACUGCGUCUGAAAGGACUUGUGUAGGCCGGUGACAUUGUCCUGUUCCUCUGCGGCCACAUUCCUCUCGGCUGACACAGAGAACAGUGUGCAGAUUAGGACGGAGGAAACACUGGAAGCGGGCGGAUCUUGGCCGACGCGCUCGGCUCUUCUCUCCACAGCUUAAAGGAGAAUGUGUCUGCGUCUGGUUUUGUGCCUCUCAUAAAAAAAGGAGAAGAGAGCAGCUUCUCUGCCAGGGCUGUGGUCUCGGGUGUUUGUGACAUGAUGCCGGGACAGAUCCCGGACCCCUCGGUGACGGCCGGCUCACUGCCCAGUCUGGGUCCUCUAGCAGGCCUUUCUGCCUCCACACUGACUGAACACCUGAAGUACGCCGACCUCUGUAACCUCGGGGCCAUGCUGUCCCCUUUCCAUCUCCUGGGGAAGCUGGGCAAGCGGACGCUCCCUAUCAAAGCCGAGAAAGAUGAAGAGGAUGAGCGGAGGAAAAGAAGGAGAGAGAAAAACAAAGUGGCAGCAGCAAGAUGUCGAAACAAAAAGAAAGAAAGAACAGAGUAUCUACAGCGGGAAUCUGAGCGUCUGGAGAUGAUGAACUCGGAGCUGAAGUCACAGAUCGAGGAGCUAAAGCACGAACGACAGCAGCUCAUACUGAUGCUCAAUCGCCACCGGCCCACCUGCAUCGUGAGCACAGACAGCAUCAAGACGCCUGAGAAAGAGAGCAACCCUCUCCUGGAGCAGGUGGAGCCCAAAUGAGAAGAACCACACACUUCAUGACCACGUUACUGUUUACAGGUCAGCUCGUCUCCAGAGAGCUGAAGCACUUGGCUCGAAGCACUUGGACAUUUUAGGGAAGAGAGAAUUGCGUCUCUGACCUGCGAGGUUGGAGUUUAGAGACUAAACGAAGAAAAAAGAAAAACACACCGAUGGCCUGUGUGUUGGCGAAACUUUUGUGGGACAGUUUUUUUUCCGUUUUUCUUUUUUUUGGUCAUAAAGUGCCUUAUUUGUUUUAGUCCAUUUCGUUUUAUGGGAAGAAUUGUCUGUAGGUUGUUCUGAACUGAUGAAAACACUCAUUGAAUGGUUGGACAUGCAUGUUAACUGGAUGAUUCUUCACAGACCGUCUCAACAUUUAUUCACCAUUUGCUGCCUUCAGUUGGUUUUUUGUUUUCUGGCGCAGGCGUCAUGUAUGCACAUAUGUAUGAACUGUUUACAUCUUGCCAAUUUAUUAUAGUUAUCUAGUAUAUAAAUAUAUGAUUUUUAUACUUCCUGUACAUGGACUUAUCACUAGAUGUGAUACAUUUUAUGCAACAAUUUCAUAACCUCUAUUUCUGUGACUUAUUCAAUUUGUUGUAUAGCUGUGAAAACUGCAAUUACAAUUAUUAAACAAGUGAUUUCCAAAA
Carassius gibelio (silver crucian carp) is the source of this 1671-nucleotide messenger RNA. Its product is annotated as jun dimerization protein 2-like. Gene Ontology annotation, biological process: regulation of transcription by RNA polymerase II. Gene Ontology annotation, molecular function: RNA polymerase II cis-regulatory region sequence-specific DNA binding; DNA-binding transcription factor activity, RNA polymerase II-specific. Lineage: Eukaryota; Metazoa; Chordata; Actinopteri; Cypriniformes; Cyprinidae. The coding region runs from base 542 to 1027 and encodes 161 amino acids. The record is from RefSeq and is a predicted model, not a curated record. Gene Ontology annotation, cellular component: nucleus. The transcript has 4 exons.